AUGCAGACACCGCAGCAGCAGACGCCGCAGCAGCAGACGCCGCAGCAGCAGACACCGCAGCAGCAGACGCCGCAGCAGCAGACGCCGCAGCAGCAGACACCGCAGCAGCAGACGCCGCAGCAGCAGACGCCGCAGCAGCAGACGCCGCAGCAGCAGACACCGCAGCAGCAGCAGCACCGCAGCAGCAGACACCGCAGCAGCAGCAGACGCCGCAGCAGCAGCAGACGCCGCAGCAGCAGACGCCGCAACAGCAGCAGACGCCGCCGCAGCAGCAGACGCCGCAGCAGCAGCAGACGCCGCAGCAGCAGACGCCGCAGCAGCAGACGCCGCAGCAGCAGACGCCGCAGCAGCAGCAGACGCCGCAGCAGCAGCAGACGCCGCAGCAGCAGCAGACGCCGCAGCAGCAGCAGACGCCGCAGCAGCAGUAGACGCCGCAAGCAGCAGCAGACGCCGCAGCAGCAGACGCCGCAGCAGCAGCAGACGCCGCAGCAGCAGCAGACGCCGCAGCAGCAGCAGACGCCGCAGCAGCAGACGCCGCAGCAGACGCCGCAGCAGCAGCAGACGCCGCAGCAGCAGACGCCGCAGCAGCAGACGCCGCAGCAGCAGACGCCGCAGCAGCAGCAGACGCCGCAGCAGCAGACGCCGCAGCAGCAGACGCCGCAGCAGCAGCAGACGCCGCAGCAGCAGACGCCGCAGCAGCAGCAGACGCCGCAGCAGCAGACGCCGCAGCAGCAGACGCCGCAGCAGCAGCAGACGCCGCAGCAGCAGCAGACGCCGCAGCAGCAGCAGACGCCGCAGCAGACACCGCAGCAGCAGACGCCGCAGCAGCAGACGCCGCAGCAGCAGACACCGCAGCAGCAGACGCCGCAGCAGCAGACGCCGCAGCAGCAGACGCCGCAGCAGCAGACACCGCAGCAGCAGCAGACACCGCAGCAGCAGACACCGCAGCAGCAGCAGACGCCGCAGCAGCAGCAGACGCCGCAGCAGCAGACGCCGCAACAGCAGCAGACGCCGCCGCAGCAGCAGACGCCGCAGCAGCAGCAGACGCCGCAGCAGCAGACGCCGCAGCAGCAGACGCCGCAGCAGCAGACGCCGCAGCAGCAGCAGACGCCGCAGCAGCAGCAGACGCCGCAGCAGCAGCAGACGCCGCAGCAGCAGCAGACGCCGCAGCAGCAGUAG
Knipowitschia caucasica is the source of this 1179-nucleotide messenger RNA. The record is from the annotation of a GenBank genome assembly. NCBI's taxonomy places the organism in Eukaryota, Metazoa, Chordata, Actinopteri, Gobiiformes, Gobiidae.